Molecule: messenger RNA, 213 nt
Organism: Angiostrongylus costaricensis
Lineage: Eukaryota; Metazoa; Nematoda; Chromadorea; Rhabditida; Metastrongylidae
Source: the annotation of a GenBank genome assembly
AUGCAUGAAUACGUCCUCGUAAAUACGGAUGGUAUGUGCCAAAUCAGCGCAGCUGAAACAGUGAGUCCAUCCUCUGGAUUCACUCUUGUCUCAGAAAAGCACAAUUUCGCUAUUGGUCGGCGAAUAACCCCCGAUCCGCCACCUGGAGAAGUGCCACGUCGCCUCGCAACUAACCAGAAAGAUUCCUCUGUGAGAGAGAUUCGUGGGAUAUAG